GCCCACCGGAGCGCAGGAUCUACAAAACAUGGUCCCCACCAGUUUGAGUCCUGCUGGCCUGUCUCUGCUUCCAACCCAACUGCUAUCGGGCUUUAGUUUCAUGUCAGCAAUCUCUAUUUGCUUUCCAAAAAUAAGCCUCUGCCACCAUGCUGAAGGGAGAAAAACAAGAAGGGAGGUAUUUUUAGGGCCAUUAAUUCUGACCACGUGCCCAGGAGGUGAACCGGAUGGCCACUGCACAAAGACUUCUCAUCACUAUGUCCUGCGAAGCCAGCAUUCACCGGACGUUGCCUGCUUUCGUUCUCCUGGGUUUUCUAGCUGGGAUUGCUUCAACACAUCCAGUUGUAAGCAGAACUAAUGGCACAUUGCUGGAAAGAGGAUGGCAAUCUCUGUUGUCCAGGUCCAUUGCUGGGAUGUCAGGGGAGAAGUCAGAUGUGAACUGGGAGAGUGACUAUUUGCUAGGAAUCAAGAGGCAGCGGAGGCUUUACUGCAACGUGGGCAUCGGGUUUCACCUUCAAAUCCUCCCAGACGGAAGGAUAAGCGGAGUUCACAAUGAAAACCAAUACAGUCUCUUUGAAAUAUCCACUGUAGAGAGAGGUGUUGUUAGCCUGUUCGGUGUGAAGAGUGAUCUCUUCAUCGCAAUGAACAACAAGGGGAAACUAUAUGGAACGCCUGGUUUCCAAGAUGAGUGCAAAUUCAAAGAAACCUUGCUGCCCAAUAACUACAAUGCAUAUGAAUCAAAUGCUUACCCUGGUGCUUACAUAGCACUCAGCAAACAUGGGAGAGUGAAGAAAGGAAACAAGGUUUCUCCUGCUAUGACAGUGACCCACUUUUUACCGAGAAUAUGAACAUGAGCAAAGCAGAAGAUUCAAUCCCAGGAAAAACUGUUUCAUUUUGCACAUGGGAAUAAUCUCCCAGGUAAAGUAUUUAUACUGCUCAUUGAAAAAAAAAAUCUAUAUAUGUAUGUGUAUAUUUGGAUAAAAAUAUUUGUACUAGAUUCAUCACAUAGCAUAUGUAAUAUGAUGCUGCUUCUCUUCUACUCUGAACAAAUUUACAUGGCUGUGUGCCUCCUUUGGUGCUGAACAGAGAAAAAUGCAAGCUGGAGUGCAAAGGAAAAAAAGUAUUUGGAAGAUAUAGAAUGGCUGUGGAUAAUAAGCUAAUCAACCAUAGGUUAUUUACUAAUUAAUAUUAAUUACCUCAGAUAGUAAUAUUUCAUAGUGAGCUGUUUACAUAUCAUGGGCCAAAUCAUCAGAUGACUUUGCUUCACCAGAGCUUCAAGCAGUUCACUCCAUCUGAAUAUCUGCCUGCACCUCCCCUUCUGCACACUGUGUCCUGUCUCAUAAAGUCCUCAAUCUAUUUUGAUCAUUAGGGUGCCAAUUCCACAACCGUUUCCACACAAGCAAACUGUCUACCCCCAGAGCCCCUCUGUCUCUGAAGGGAUUCUCCAGGGUCUCCUCACAUGGACUUGUUGCCAAAAUGAAGACCUACAAUCAAUUUCCCUUAGGAAGGGCCACGGGAUAAAUCACAGAUGGGUCCGAAAUGCAAAAUAUAUUUGGAGCUGAGGAUUUUGAAUGCCGCCUCCUUGCCAUUUUGUGAGCUUAGUUUAGACCUGCCUCAAAUAUAGAUGUGUACAUCUUUAAUAUAAAUACGUGUAUAUAUAUAGACAUGGGAUGUGUGAGUGUGUAUCUAUGUAAUUACAUACUUUUAAUGACUCAAUCAUCCCAGUCUCUAGAUGCCCAAGUGCCUUUUUAUGUGUACACAUGUAAAAGAACAGAAGUAUUUAAAGGCACUGUGUUUCAUUUAGGCUGAACCUUGUUAAUCUCUAAGAACUAGAACUGGCCUGCAGGAUGCAUUUUGUAAAAUGUAUGAAAUUCAUGAAAGCUUCCAGCAAAGGGUUAUUUUAGAAAACUUCUCUGUUUUGAAUUCUCUUCUACUUACUGCUUUAAGUAUAUUUGGUUCUUCUCUAUUAUACCUCACUGAGGUAUGAAGGACAGAGGAAGAAGGUUAUACAAGCACGCCUUCCUGGGUUGGGGCAGAGGAAUUUGUGCCAUAAUUCCAAUGUCUGUUACUUGCAAAGCAUCAGUUUCAAAGACAACACUGCAAGCUGUACGAAAUACUCUCCAAAUCUCUCCCAGAAGCCAUACAAAUGGCAUAUAACCUUGCCUUACUAUUUUGACAAGCUUUUUCCAGAUCACCAAUGAAGCUACAUUCUCUGUGCCUUUGAAAAAGUAUUUUAAGAGGCCCUAAGUCAAUAGUCACUAUAAAUGUCAGUUACCAGAAGCCUUGGGAUUCCUGUAUUGAUGGCAUGCUCCUAAAUUUGAAACUAGAUUCAAUGCAAUGUCAGAGCAUGAGCAUUUUCAGCAUAGAUAGACCAUGCUGCUGCAGAAGUGAACAUCUGAGUGCAAGAUAAUCUCCCACGUCCAGCCAAAAUGUGGCUAUGUCCAGCCUUGACAUGCCAUUCUAUUUGCAGGGGGUGUCUAUUCAUGAUGAAUUUGAGCCUUCUGACAUGCAUGAAAAACACUGUCAGGGCCAGAUCCUCAGUUGGAGUAAACCGGCCUAGUAAGACUAUCAUUUUAUAGCUGCAGAAGAUUUGGCUCAAAGAGCACACCUACAAGGUUGUAUCUACAGCCACACUUUUGUCAAGACAAUUGUUUUGUGAACAAGAUACAGUUUUCCAGCUACUUUUGUGUGAUUUAUACUUGAAUUUAUUUUGCUCAAAUGUGAGUGGUGAUCACAGUGUAAAUUAAGAGAAAAAAAGAAUGGAAUACUGUUUACAGUACAUGAACGGGACACUUUGGAUAUGGCGAAGGAAAGGAAUUACUCUUCAUUUUCUGGUCUUGCGGUAUGUAGAGAGAAGCCAAGUUGGCACACUUUGUUCAUCCACAACGUGUGCAGCAGUUUGCUUUGGAAAAAUGUGCAUUUUAAGAGAAAAAGCAGGAUGUUUUGAGUGGGGAGAGUGGGUCAAAGAAAAGUUUGGAGGCUAUCAGACAGUUAUGUUGACCUAGAGUCCCUAGAGGUGCGGAUAGGAAGACUACAGCUGUGCUGAAAUACAUUAGCUGGCAACCUGUAUCCUUGUGUUAUAUUCCUAAUUGUCUUUGAAAUUAAGUUUGAAGAAGUAUGGAAGAGUACAUGGACGUAGAAGAAACCAUAGUUUGAAUGCUGACACACAAGUUUGUUUCUGAUCACAGCUUAAACCAGUGUCCUUAGGAUAGGAUGAAGUCUGUUCCCUCUUAAACCAGUGCAGUCUAGAGUAAUUUAUUGUUGCCAGUACUGAUAAAUAAUGGGAUAGCUGGCAUAAAAGGUGAGAAUCAGACUCACUGACUCCAUUUUGCACAUACUGGUCAACAGCGAGAACAAACCAUAGACCAGGUCACAAGAAGUCUGUUUGGACUCAGCCUGCUGGGCUGAGCUUGUUCUUAAGAACUGCAGACCCUUGUGGAUGCAGUUUUGGUGGGCAUUUGGAAAGCCCCACCAGUCACUCUGCUGAGUUGCUUUUUACACCACUGCUUUUUCCUUAUUACAUAUCAAUGCCAGCCAGAUCAACAUUGAAGUCAACAUUGAAAUCAAAAAGGGUCUCCCAGUGCCGGGAAUCCUGACUAAUAUGAGACUGAAUCACGUCAUUGUCAGAAGUGACAAUAAAAGAUGUCAUUAACUGCGGCAGGAAACCUGUCCAGCACAAAUAGUGCAGCACCGAAGUGUUGUGGAGUUUUAGAGUAGCUGCAUAUGAUACUUUGACAGAGGUGCUUCUUAAGUGAAUGAAAGGCUACUUUCAAGAGAGAAGUUAAGGCACGUGUUGACACAUCGCUGCAGGUGUGCAAGUAGUCUAGGGGCAGCUCACAGUAGCAGAAUGCACUGUGGCAGUGUUCAAGAAGUUACGCAACUUGCCUGGGAAAUGGCCCGAUCCUGUUCUGCCUUGAUUAGCUAAAUUCCACCUCCUCUUCCUCAGGCUGUUAUCACCUGCAUGGGAGGAGGAGGAUUUAGGAAGACCACCACUCAUUUUACACCCCUCGGGAUAAAUUCGUUGAGCUGGCACAGUGGGAAAAAAAAAAAAAAAGAACCAUACAUAAGCUGAAUGUACAUGAUACGGAGGCUAUGGAGAGAAUAUGGGCAUAGUCUGGCAAACUCUCAAGCAAAACUUUCUUUGAAAGAAUAGUUCCAUGGAUAUGUGACUACAUAAAGAAAACUCAUGAAAGUAAAGGAGUUUCCCAAAUCAGGGCCAAAUUAGGAACCUAUUAUUGACAGUUCUUGCGGUGGUCCCUUUCAAAGCAUAUCUCAUCUCAGUGCACAUUAACGCAGAGUCAUGAAAUGGGCUACAAGCUUUGAAGGCAUUGCUGUGAAUGCCCCACACCAGCCUGUCUUGCCCAUAUUUUGCACAUGGGAUUCUCCUGUGGAGUUGAUACCUAUUUUCAAGGUUUUUUCUUCCAUAGGCAAAUCCCAUAAUAUCUUAAGACCUAAUCCACCUCCGUUAGAAAACAGUUUUGACUGGAACUGAAUCGUGUUCUUAAAUAAUCUAAUUUUCCCCAAACGUGCAGAGAUGCAGACACACACACAGCGGAAAAGCGGAGUAAUUUUUGUAUACCUCACUAACUAUUUCAAUUCCAAGAUUUUAUUUUGCACAGUAAAAUGGUGCCAAAGUUCUCACAUUAUUUUUUUUUCACAAAAAUAUACCUCAUAUUCUUACUCAAUAUGGACUCAUAAUUGAGACUGUAAAUUUGCAAGAAACACAGAACUGUCCAAUCAAUUGUUUAUGAAAUUGCUUCUAUUUUUAUAUGUAUGUGCUGCGCACAAUAGUUUAAUGUAUUCAUAAAAUAAACUUUUAUACAUUUUUGGUAGUGUUUUGACUCCAAAUCCCUCUUAACAUUUGGUUUUUCCCUUGCUUCAGAGCUGCUGUAUUAAA
Pygoscelis adeliae (Adelie penguin) is the source of this 4894-nucleotide messenger RNA. RefSeq names its product fibroblast growth factor 6 (gene FGF6). The record is from RefSeq and is a predicted model, not a curated record. Gene Ontology annotation, cellular component: cytoplasm. The transcript has 3 exons. Gene Ontology annotation, biological process: cell differentiation; regulation of cell migration; animal organ morphogenesis. Gene Ontology annotation, molecular function: fibroblast growth factor receptor binding; growth factor activity. Bases 225 to 845 code for a protein of 206 amino acids. NCBI's taxonomy places the organism in Eukaryota, Metazoa, Chordata, Aves, Sphenisciformes, Spheniscidae.